This is a messenger RNA of Capsicum annuum, 498 nucleotides long. RefSeq lists its product as uncharacterized. The record is from RefSeq and is a predicted model, not a curated record. NCBI's taxonomy places the organism in Eukaryota, Viridiplantae, Streptophyta, Magnoliopsida, Solanales, Solanaceae. Bases 1 to 498 code for a protein of 165 amino acids. The transcript is spliced from 2 exons.
AUGGCCAGAACAUACAUAAGGGCAAACUUUGAUCGGCUUAUGGAAGACAUAAAUAAAAUCAAAAAUAGGGUGAAGGAGUAUCUGUUUGAUAUAGGCUAUGAAAAAUGGUCUAUAGCUCAUGCCCAUGUCAACAGGUCAAUGUUCAUGACUUCAAACAUAGCAGAAUUCGUAAAUCCAGCAAAUAGAGAUGCAAGAGACCUGCCAAUUAAAAAAUUCCUACAAUUUAUGAUGGAUCUGAUCAUGAGAUGGAAUAAUGAGCAUAGACAGCAUUCAGAAGCAACAUUUACAGAACUGGGAAACAAAUACAAUAUAAUAAUGAGGAAAAAUCUCAUUCUAUCAAAUAAAAUGAAGGUGAUGGGUUCUACUCACUAUUCUUAUGUAGUCAUUGAGGAAACUGGAAAACGAAACAUUAUUUGCAUGCGUGAAAAAAAAUAUUCCUACCUACAAUUUCAAGUAGAUGGCAUACCUUGUCCACAUGCUAUGGCGGUCCUAACUUAG